CUGGGAACGCGGAGCGCGCCAGAUAUGGUGCUCGUGCUCGUGCUCGGCGACCUGCACAUCCCGCACCGCGCGCCCAAGCUGCCCGACAAGUUCAAGGCGCUGCUCGUGCCCGGCAAGAUUUCGUGCAUCCUGUGCACGGGCAACAUCGCAGACAAGCCGACGCUCGACUACCUGCGCACGCUCGCCUCGGAGGUGCACUGCGUGCGUGGCGACUUUGAUGACGCCGUCUCGCUGCCCGGGGUCGCCGACUCGCUGCCAGAGACCAAGCUGGUCACUGUCGGGGACUUCAAGGUUGGAGUCGUCCACGGUCACCAGCUCGUGCCCUGGGGCGACGCGGAGUCGCUCGGGGCCAUGCAGCGCCAGCUCGACGCCGAUGUCCUCAUCUCGGGCCACACCCAUCGCUUUGCCACCUACGAGUACGAGGGCAAGCUCUUUAUCAACCCCGGGUCUGCGACCGGGGCCUUCACCCCCACGCUCGGUCUGGGCGAAACUGCGACUCCCUCAUUUGUGCUGAUGGACUUGCAGGGCGCGCAGGCCGUCAUCUACGUCUACGAGCUGGUCGGCGGCGAAGUCAAGGUGAAAAAGAUCGAGCACACCAGGGGCGCGCCGGCGGCAGUGGUGGCGGCGCCUCCGCCCGCGCCUCCGCCCGCAGCGCCGCCGCCCGCAGACCCGCCGCCCGCGGACCCGCCACCCGCGGACCCGCCACCCGCGGACCCGCCGCCAGCGGACCCGCCGCCAGCGGACCCGCCGCCAGCGGACCCGCCGCCAGCGCCAGUGUCAACGACCGAGCCGCCGCCGACCGAGCCGUCGCCGACCGAGCCGCCCGCACCGGCAGAGGAGCCUGCACCGCCCGCAGCAGCGCCGCUCGCAGCAAUACCGCCGCCCGAGGCUUCGUCGGCGGAGCUUGCGCCGCCAUCGACCCAGGCGGAUGAUGACGCGCCGCCAGCGGAGGGUGCGCCUGCUGUGCCCGAGUCGUCGUGAAGGGCACAGUAGAGAGUCGCUAUGUCUGUGCGGCGUGUCGGCUUGUGUCUUGUUUUCGCGUUGUGACUCGCAGAGGCAGCUCACACAAGACAUAAAAGAACGGAGAGACUGCUC
Emiliania huxleyi CCMP1516 is the source of this 1095-nucleotide messenger RNA. RefSeq names its product vacuolar protein sorting protein 29 (gene VPS29). Gene Ontology annotation, cellular component: retromer complex; endosome. The record is from RefSeq and is a predicted model, not a curated record. Gene Ontology annotation, biological process: intracellular protein transport; retrograde transport, endosome to Golgi. Bases 25 to 981 code for a protein of 318 amino acids. NCBI's taxonomy places the organism in Eukaryota, Haptophyta, Isochrysidales, Noelaerhabdaceae. The transcript has 6 exons.